AUGUCCAGCGUGCCGACUCUUGCGGCACAACGCCUCGCAGUCUUGCAUAUCGCCAAGGCCCAAACCUGGCGCGAGAACCUUUUCGCGGUACGCAGCCCAUUCCAGGACAACGAGCUCAUCCGCACUGUGGCCUGGGAGCCCGAAGACAAGCCGAAGGUGAACAUCAUGCACAUUAGCCUUCGGGGCGCAAUGUGGCCGCCUCCAGAUGGUUCGCGGUGGGCCCAUAACAUUACCCGCAUUGCAACUUUGACAGGCCUGUUGCGUUUGAUGGACAUCGGGAACUGGGCCGGAGGGAACCCUCGGAAGGAACGAUGGCUUCCAGGGGGCAUCUAA
Messenger RNA from Phanerochaete carnosa HHB-10118-sp, 333 nucleotides. RefSeq lists its product as uncharacterized. The coding region runs from base 1 to 333 and encodes 110 amino acids. The record is from RefSeq and is a predicted model, not a curated record. The transcript has 3 exons. NCBI's taxonomy places the organism in Eukaryota, Fungi, Basidiomycota, Agaricomycetes, Polyporales, Phanerochaetaceae.